Messenger RNA from Penicillium macrosclerotiorum, 1122 nucleotides. Its product is annotated as TauD/TfdA dioxygenase family protein. Gene Ontology annotation, molecular function: 2-oxoglutarate-dependent dioxygenase activity. The transcript has 4 exons. Lineage: Eukaryota; Fungi; Ascomycota; Eurotiomycetes; Eurotiales; Aspergillaceae. The coding region runs from base 1 to 1122 and encodes 373 amino acids. Gene Ontology annotation, cellular component: cytoplasm. The record is from RefSeq and is a predicted model, not a curated record.
AUGGCACCUUCGGUUGCGGAGAUCCCUCAGACAGAAAUUUUGGUCCCCAUCAAGACCAAUACUGAAAUACCGAAAGAGAAGCCGAAAGUGAGGAGAGUUAUUGAUGAAGAAGGUGGAAAAACUACUGCAACCUAUCCACAUUAUCUUCCCACCUGGGAUCAUGGCGAGAAAUAUAAUCCACUUGAAGCGUUUACUCAUGUUGACCACGGAAAAUAUGCCGAUCAGUCAUUCAAAGAUCUUCUACAAGAAGGAUCCCAUGUUCAAAAGCUCACUCCCACCAUCGGUUCUGAAAUUACAGGCGUUCAACUGAGCAGCCUUACAUCCGCAGGAAAGGAUCAGCUUGCUCUCCUUGUUGCUCAACGCAAAGUGGUGGUUUUCAGAGAUCAGGAUUUUGCUGAUCUUCCAAUUCAACAAGCUCUCGACUUUGGAGGAUACUUUGGCCGUCAUCAUAUUCAUCCUACAAGUGGAGCCCCGGAAGGAUAUCCUGAAAUUCAUCUCGUUCAUCGCAGUAAUAAUGCGUGGGAGUACGACGCAUACCUGGCAGAAAAGAAUAGUAGUGUAUCCUGGCAUUCUGAUGUUACAUACGAGCAACAGCCACCGGGCACAACAUUCUUGUACAUCCUUGAUGGCCCAGAGGUGGGCGGUGAUACCGCCUUCGUGGACCAAGUCGAGGCAUACCGGCGCCUUUCGCCAGCUAUUAAAGAGAGGCUGCACGGACUGAAGGCUGUUCAUUCUGGAGUUGAGCAAGCCGAGUUCAGCCGCAAGCUUGGUGGAGUUGUGAGACGGGAACCAGUGAAGAACGAGCAUCCUAUUGUUCGAACUCAUCCUGUGACUGGCGAGAAGGCGCUUUUCGUCAAUAACGGCUUCACUCGCAGUAUUGUGGGAUUGAAAAAGGAGGAAAGCGAUGCUCUAUUAGGCUUCUUGCUGGCUCAUGUUGGCCGUGGGAUUGACUACCAGACUCGGAUUCGAUGGGCACCCAGGACAGUUGUUGUGUGGGAUAAUCGUGUUACGGCUCACUCCGCAAUAAUUGACUGGACAACCGGCGAGCGACGUCAUUUAGCACGUAUCACACCACAGGCCGAGCGUCCAUACGAAACACCUUACGUGGCGCAGGAAAGCUAG